Malaclemys terrapin pileata is the source of this 1235-nucleotide messenger RNA. Its product is annotated as vasoactive intestinal polypeptide receptor 1-like. Gene Ontology annotation, molecular function: vasoactive intestinal polypeptide receptor activity; G protein-coupled peptide receptor activity; peptide hormone binding. Lineage: Eukaryota; Metazoa; Chordata; Testudines; Emydidae. Bases 6 to 1235 code for a protein of 409 amino acids. Gene Ontology annotation, biological process: cell surface receptor signaling pathway; adenylate cyclase-modulating G protein-coupled receptor signaling pathway. Gene Ontology annotation, cellular component: plasma membrane. The transcript has 13 exons. The record is from RefSeq and is a predicted model, not a curated record.
CAGAGAUGCGGGGAACACUGCAGCCCUUUGGGGUCUGGCGGCUGCUGCUCCUGCUGGCAGCGAUCCCACUCACACCGGAACGAGAGGCUGAGUGUCUGGAAACAAUCAGGAGGGAAAACCAAAGCAAUGAGUCUCCAGAGUCUUCCAGCUGGAAAGGCUGCCUGAGGGAGUGGGAUGGCGUCAGCUGCUGGCCGGCGGUGUCAAUUGGCCAGUCCCAAGCAGUGACCUGUCAAGAGGUCCUUCAAGUAUUCAAGAAAUCUCAAGUGUUGAUACGCAGGAACUGCACAGAGUCUGGCUGGAGCAGCCCCAGCCCCCCGUACUAUGCCUGCGAGCUGGAUGGCAGCAAUAAGGACACAGAAGCCAAGGGGGCCUACUUUGCUACCGUGAAGGUGCUUUAUACCUGUGGCUAUUCCACCUCCCUGGCUGCUCUGCUCCUGGCCAUCGGCAUCUUCUCCUGCUUCAGGAAGCUUCACUGCACCAGGAAUUCCAUCCACAUCCACUUCUUCGCCUCCUUCCUAACGCGGGGAGCUGCCGUGCUCAUCAAAGACUCCGUGCUCUUCGCGGAUGAGUCCAUCGAUCACUGCACCAUGUCCACAGUGAACUGCAAAGUGGCCAUUGCCUUCUUCCAGUACUCAGUGCUGGCCAACUUCUACUGGCUCCUCGUAGAGGGGAUGUACCUGCAAACACUGCUGCUGUUCACCUUCACCUCUGACAAGAGGUAUUUCUGGUGGUACACCCUCAUCGGCUGGGGUGUCCCUAUGCUCAUUGUGAGUUUGUGGAUCUUCACCCGGCUACAAUACGACAACCAUGGGUGUUGGGAUGACUAUGCCAGUCUGUACUGGUGGGUGAUCAAGGCUCCCAUUCUCUUUGCCAUCUUUAUGAACUUCCUCAUAUUUCUGAAUGUGAUCCGAAUGUUAGUGCAGAAGAUUCGAUCCCCUGACGUCGGCAAAAACUACAAGCAGCAGUAUAUGAGACUGGCAAAAUCCACACUGCUUCUCAUCCCCCUCUUUGGGGUUCACUACGUGGUGUUCGCCCUCUUCCCGGAACAUAUUGGCGUUGAAGCAAGACUCUAUUUCGAACUGGUUCUUGGCUCCUAUCAGGGGUUCCUGGUGGCUCUGCUGUACUGCUUCCUGAAUGGGGAGGUGCAGGCUGAGAUCCAGAGGAACUGGGGCAAAUGGCAGUCGUCCAUGGAGAGCAAUGUCUUCAACCUGGUGACCCAAGACUUUACAGCCUGA